Molecule: messenger RNA, 1838 nt
Organism: Ochotona princeps (American pika)
Lineage: Eukaryota; Metazoa; Chordata; Mammalia; Lagomorpha; Ochotonidae
Gene: PRIMPOL
Product: primase and DNA directed polymerase
Exons: 13
Coding region: 177-1838 (553 amino acids)
Biological process (GO): replication fork processing; error-prone translesion synthesis; DNA replication, synthesis of primer
Cellular component (GO): mitochondrial matrix; nucleus
Molecular function (GO): DNA-directed DNA polymerase activity; chromatin binding
Source: RefSeq, a predicted model, not a curated record
AAAUUCAGAAUCGGGAAGCUUUGUUAUCUUGUCUAAGGUCAUAUUGUUUGACGCUAAAGCCAGAACUUAAAGAUUUCUUAUGACCAGCCUACUCUUCUGCUUUGUAAAACUCCAUGCAAAGAAUAAGAUAUAAAGAAGAUUACAUGGAAUAGGAAUCAUCCUGGGUUUCUGAACUAAUGAAUAGAAAAUGGGAAGAAAAGCUGAAGCAGAUCGAAGAGCGAGCAUCUUAUUACCAGAUGAAACCACUGUGCUCCGUGUAUAGGCCAAGAUUGUCCAAACUGGAAGAACCACCCUCCAUUUGGAAACUAUUUCAUCGUCAAACACAAGCUUUUAAUUUUGCUAAAACUUGUAAACAGGAUGUACAUGUAUUUGCUUUGGAGUACAAAACAGGAGAUGGACAGCGUAUUUAUCUUGUCACAACCUAUUUUCAGCUCUGGUUUUACUACAAAUCUCGGAAAAAUCUCUUGCACUGCUACGAAGUGAUUCCUGAAAAUGCUGUGUGCAAGCUUUAUUUUGAUUUAGAAUUUAACAAGCCUGCCAACCCAGGAGCUGAUGGGAAAAAGAUGGUCAUGUUACUGAUUGAGUAUGUAUGCAGAGAGCUUCAAGAUUUAUAUGGUAUAAAUUGCUCGGCUAUAGAUGUUUUCAACUUGGAUUCUAGCACUAAAGAGAAGUUUAGCCGCCAUUUAAUAUUCCAGCUCCGUGAUGCAGCAUUCAAAGAUAACAUCCAUGUUGGUAAUUUUGUGAGAACAGUUUUACAACCUGCUAUUGACUUAAUUGCCAGUGAAGAUGAUGUCAACCUUCCAGAGACAGUGGGCCCUGGAUUUUCUCAUUUGCCUGAAGCGCUGAUAGAACAAGGAAGUUCCUUUAACAGAAUGUCCCAAGAUAUGGGCCUAAGAGAGAACGGGACAUUGAAUUCCAGGAAACAAGACAGUCUGGGAUCAGCUAAGCAAAGUGAUCCUGAUCUUUCAUUUUUAGUUGUGAAGAAUAACAUGGGAGAGAAGCAUCUCUUUGUAGAUCUGGGAGUUUAUACAAGAAAUAGAAACUUCCGGCUGUAUAAGUCAUCAAAACUAGGAAAACACGUGACUUUGGAGAUUGCUGAAGAUAACAAAUUUUUUCCGAAGCAAUCGAAAGCUGUUUCUGAAGAGUACCAAUAUUUCCUGUCAUCUUUGGUGUGCAAUGUCAGAUUCUCAGAUGCUUUACGAAUCCUUACAUGUGAAGCAACUCAGGAUAACAGAAAGCGACCAGAGCAUUUUAAUAAUACCAACAUUUCAGUAGAAACCCUCGAAGGUUUUCACUCUUCACCCUACCCUGAAGUCGAUCGGUUUGUUCUUUCCUUGGUGACUAAAAAUGACAUUAAAGGAGGAAUCAGACGGUGGAGCUACUUUUCCUCAGAAGAAUUGCUGGUUUAUGAUAUUUUCAAAUAUCGCUGGUGUGAAAAUAUUAGAAGAGCCCACAAGAGCAAUAACAUCAUGAUUCUGGUUGAUCUGAAAAAUGAAGUUUGGUAUCAAAAAUGUCAUGAUCCCGUAUGUAAAGCAGAAAACUUCAAAUCUGCCUGUUUUCCACUGCCUGAUGAAGUACGUCUUCUGUUUCUUUUCAAAGAGGAAGAAGAGUUUACAGCAGAUGAAAUUUGGAAUAAUGAAACCCAGAGUCAUCUUAAACCAUCACCUAGUAAGUUGUCAGCAGGUGCAUCCUCCGACAUCGACUGGGACAAUGACGCGGACGAUGCUCACUUUCUAGAAGCUACUGAAGAUGCUGAAUUAGCUGAGGCUGCAGAGAGCAGUCUUCAGAGUUACAGCAGUGGAGUGGAUGAAAUUGUUAUGGAAAUUUUCCAGGAGUAG